AGUGUUGUUUGCUUCGCGCACGCUCUUUUGCUUUUGCAUGGCGGCCGCCGCCACCACGCCCGCGGCCCUGUACGGCCGCCUCAACGGGGCCAGCACGCGGGGCUUCCUCGCCUACGUCCUCGCCGGUGCCGCCUGCGCCGCCGUCCUCGCCUGCUUCGUCAUCUCCGCCGCCGACCCGGCCGCCGACUCCGCCACCAAUGGCGCCCUCCGCCUCUCCUCGCGCUCCACGCGCGUCUGGCCCGAUCUCGAGUUCAACUGGCGCCUGGUGGUGGCCACCGUCGUCGGCUUCCUCGGCUCGGCCUUCGGCACCGUCGGCGGCGUCGGGGGCGGCGGCAUCUUCGUGCCCCUCCUCAACCUCGUCCUCGGCUUCGACACCAAGUCCGCCGCCGCGCUAUCCAAAUGCAUGAUCAUGGGCGCGUCGGCGUCCUCCGUCUGGUACAACCUCCAGGUCUCGCACCCCACCAAGGAGGCGCCAGUCAUCGACUACAAGCUCGCGCUGCUCUUCCAGCCCAUGCUCAUGCUCGGGAUCACCAUCGGGGUCGAGCUCAGCGUCGUAUUCCCCUACUGGCUCAUCACCGUGCUCAUCAUUAUACUCUUCAUAGGCACUUCAUCGCGGUCCUUCUACAAGGGGAUUCUCAUGUGGAAGGAGGAGACACGGAUCCUGAUGGAGACACAGGAGCGAGAUGCGCAAUCCAAGUCUGACUGUGCGGCCAACGAUGUUGUCUUCGACCCUAGUUAUGCCGAGCCCCUCCUGCCCCAGCAUAAGCCCACACAGAAGUCUGGCCUGGAGACUUUGUGGUUCAACUUGAGCUGGAAGAAUAUCCUGGUGCUAAUGACAGUUUGGUCAUCUUUCUUGGUGCUGCAGAUCCUCAAGAAUAACACCCAAACAUGCAGCACUUUCUACUGGGUGAUCAAUAUUCUGCAGAUCCCAGCUGCAGUAAGUGUAUUCCUGUGGAAGGCCAUGGAACUGUGCAGGGACAGCCGUGCUCGACGCAUGAAUGGCAACUUAGAGUGUGUAUGUGAGGCCUCUAUUGAGUGGUCUCCAGCACAGCUCAUCUUUUGCGCCUUCUGUGGUCUGCUGGGUGGCACAGUUGGUGGUCUUCUAGGGUCUGGAGGAGGGUUCAUCCUCGGUCCGCUUCUUCUUGAGCUUGGGUGCAUCCCUCAGGUUGCAAGUGCAACAGCCACAUUCGUGAUGAUGUUCUCCUCAUCCCUCUCAGUGGUUGAGUUCUACUUCCUGGGCAGGUUCCCACUCCCUUAUGCUGGUUACCUGAUCUUUAUUUCCAUACUGGCUGGAUUUUGGGGCCAAUGCUUGGUCCGGAAGAUUGUGCAUGUGCUCAAGAGAGCAUCGCUGAUUGUCUUCAUCCUCUCCUCAGUCAUCUUCGCCAGUGCUCUUACCAUGGGUGUUGUUGGGACCGAGAAGAGCAUUGCGAUGAUCAACAACCACGAAUACAUGGGGUUCCUCGGCUUCUGCGAGUAACCAAACCAGAUCGCAGGGAGAACCCAGGUCAAUAUCCAAUUGACCUCAUCUCUCCCCAAGUUAUGGACAAAAAUAAAGAAAUAAGCCGCGUCGGGUGUUUCAUAUGGUGGUGUUAGCUCCUCGCUAACCUGGAAGCACCUGCCUGACGAAGGCAAGGUAGUACUAGCACUGAAGUAUGUUGCUCACAGGCACGCUUGUUAGCUCCUGGCUAACAUGCUGCGACCGCAUUGGUCUUGUGGCGUCAUGUUUUUGUCCGUGUUGCUUCCUGGCUGAAAUUAUUCAGUCGGAGUGUUGAAGUUGUCCCAUUCAUUCAUGUGAUUGAUAUAGUUAGCUCCUCGCUAGCUAGCCUGCAAAUGUUCAUUGUGGUAUUGGGUACUGUAAAUAUAUCAGCCAAUUUGUUGGACAGCAUAUUAUGCUUGCGACUUUGAGUCGAUCUGAUCCGCCUAUCCGGUUCUGUUCA
Messenger RNA from Lolium rigidum, 1937 nucleotides. RefSeq names its product sulfite exporter TauE/SafE family protein 4-like. The transcript is spliced from 12 exons. Bases 38 to 1477 code for a protein of 479 amino acids. NCBI's taxonomy places the organism in Eukaryota, Viridiplantae, Streptophyta, Magnoliopsida, Poales, Poaceae. Gene Ontology annotation, cellular component: membrane; Cul4A-RING E3 ubiquitin ligase complex. The record is from RefSeq and is a predicted model, not a curated record. Gene Ontology annotation, biological process: protein ubiquitination.